This is a messenger RNA of Fusarium musae, 312 nucleotides long. RefSeq lists its product as uncharacterized. Lineage: Eukaryota; Fungi; Ascomycota; Sordariomycetes; Hypocreales; Nectriaceae. The transcript is spliced from 2 exons. The record is from RefSeq and is a predicted model, not a curated record. The coding region runs from base 1 to 312 and encodes 103 amino acids.
AUGAAGUUCAUCUAUCUUCUCAACCUUGCCACCCUGGCCAUGGCCGCCCCCAAGACCGACGAAGAGCCCUCCCUCUCCAUGUUCUCCGGAGUAGUCGACACCUCUGACCCCGUGUGGCAGAAGAUCUGGAACGAUGCCAUCGGCUUCGAGGACGACAGCUCGUCUGAGGCGCGAUCCGUUGCGCCUGUCCUUGAGACCAGAGCCUGUAACCAGAAGGACUAUCACCUUUGCCUUGCUGUCUGGAACACUGGUUGCGCACUGAGCUGCCGCUGUGCUAGCUGCUUCAACAGAGCCAUGCAAGAGGGCUUUUAA